UGCGCGGCUCCCAGAGCGCGCAGCGUGGCGAUCACCGAUCCAUUGAAAGAGCCAAAGAUGUCGGCUCAGUCAUGUGAUCAGCUGUGUCCAAUCACAACUGAUCAUAUGGGACAUCUACACAGAUCAUCAGAGCACUGAUGAUGAUGAUGUGUAGCCGCCACCUGUCAGCGUCCAUCAGUGCCAGCUCUCAGUGCUCAUCCAUGCCACCUGCCAGUGCCCAUCAAUGCCACAUCAGUGCCACAUUUCAGUGCCCAUCAGUGCCACAUCAAUGCCACAUAUCAGUGCCCAUCUGAGCUACCUUUCAGUGUCACCCAUCAGUGCCAGUCAAUGCCACCUAUCAAUGCCAGUCAGUGCCGUCUAUCAGUGCUGCCAAUCAGUGCUACCUAUCAGUGCCAGUCAGUGCCGCCUAUCAGUGUGCAUCAGUGCCGCCUAUCAGUGCCCGUCAGUGCUGCCUAUCAGUGCCACCUAACAGUG
Molecule: messenger RNA, 474 nt
Organism: Staurois parvus
Lineage: Eukaryota; Metazoa; Chordata; Amphibia; Anura; Ranidae
Source: the annotation of a GenBank genome assembly